Phyllostomus hastatus (greater spear-nosed bat) is the source of this 2158-nucleotide messenger RNA. It is a transcript of the gene EPB42, whose product is annotated as erythrocyte membrane protein band 4.2. Gene Ontology annotation, molecular function: protein-glutamine gamma-glutamyltransferase activity. The transcript is spliced from 13 exons. Gene Ontology annotation, biological process: peptide cross-linking. The record is from RefSeq and is a predicted model, not a curated record. Lineage: Eukaryota; Metazoa; Chordata; Mammalia; Chiroptera; Phyllostomidae. The coding region runs from base 83 to 2158 and encodes 691 amino acids.
GACAGAUUCAGAGAGGGAGCCCUGAGCUACUGUUCAAGACAGGCACUUCCUGUGGGCUCCUGGAUAAGAGCAACCUGCAGCCAUGGGACAGGCGCUGGGGAUCAAGAGCUGUGACUUCCAGGCAGCAAGAAACAAUGAGGAGCACCAUACCAAGGACAUCAGCUCCAGGCGCCUUGUCGUGAGAAGGGGGCAGCCCUUCAUCAUCACACUGCACUUUCGGGCUCCAGUCCAUGCAUUUCUGCCCACCCUGAAGAAGGUGGCCCUCAUUGCACAAACUGGAGAGCAGCCUUCCAAGGCCAACAUGACCCAGGCCACAUUCCCAAUUUCCAGUCUGGGGGACCAGAAGUGGUGGAGUGCAGAGGUGGAGGAGAGAGAUGCCCAGUCCUGGACCAUCUCUGUGACCACCCCCUCAGACGCUGUCAUCGGCCACUACUCACUCCUGCUGCAGGUCUUGCACAGGAAACCACGCCUCCUGGGCCAGUUCACCUUACUCUUUAACCCCUGGGUUCAAGAGGAUGCUGUGUUCCUGGAGAAUGAGGCGCAACGCUGGGAGUACUUGUUGAACCAGAACGGCCUCAUCUACCUGGGUACAGCUGACUGCAUCCAGGAAGAGCCCUGGGACUUUGGCCAGUUCGAGGGGGAUGUCUUGGACCUCAGCCUGGACCUGCUGAGUGUGGACAAGCAGGUGGAGAAGUGGGGCAACCCUGUGCAUGUGGCCUGCAUCUUGGGCAGCUUGCUGCACGCCCUUAAGAAGAAGAGUGUCCUGCCCACCCCGCAGCCCCAGGCUACCCAGGAAGGGGCCUUGCUGAACAAGCGCCGGGGCAGCGUGCCCAUCCUGCGGCAGUGGCUCACAGGCCAAGGGCGACCUGUGUAUGAGGGUCAGGCCUGGGUGCUGGCUGCCGUUGCUUGCACAGUGCUGCGGUGUCUGGGGAUCCCUGCCCGAGUUGUUACCACGUUCGGCUCAGCCCAGACCACCGGUGGACGCCUGUUUGUGGAGGAGUGCUAUGAUGAGGAGGGGCUUCAGAACGGAAAAGUCCAGAGAGGAAAAAUCUGGAUCUUCCAGACUUCCACGGAGUGCUGGAUGGCCCGACCUGCUUUGCCCCAGGGUUAUGGUGGAUGGCAGAUUCUGUACCCAAGUGCUUCUGAGGGAGGUGGAGCCCUGAAGGCCUGUGAUCUGGUCCCUGUCAGAGCAGUCAAGGAAGGGACCCUGGGGCUGACCCCUGCAGUGGCAGACCUUUUUGCCACAGUAAACGCCUCAUGUGUGGUCUGGAAGUGCUGCGAGGAUGGGACACUGGAGCUGACCAACUCCAACACUAAGUAUGUCGGCAACAACAUCAGCACCAAAGGUGUGGGCAGCGACCGCUGCGAGGACAUCACUCAGAACUACAAGUACCCUAAAGGAUCUCUUCAAGAAAAAGAGGUGUUGGCGAGAGUCCAGAACAAGAAACUGGAACAUGGGGGAUAUGAUGGCAACCGUCCUCCCAGUCCUGAGACUGCCGAUCCUCUGUACUUGUUCUUGGAAGCACCCACCUCCCUCCCCCUGGGAGGGGAUGCCCAAUUCUCUGUCACCUUGAUUAACCCCAGUGACCAGGAGAAGAGUGUGCAGCUGGCAAUUGGGGUGCAGGCAGUGUAUUACAAUGGCGUCCUUGCUGCUGAGCUCUGGAGGAAGAAGAUGUUUCUUGAGCUCACUGGCAACCUAGUGAAGAAAAUCACCACCAUCCUGUCCUACUCCUAUUUUGAGCAAAGCCCACCCGAGAACAGCUUCCUCAGACUUACCGCGUUGGCAACGUACUCAGAGUCCAGCCUCAGCUGCUUUGCUCAGGAAGACAUCGCCAUUGGCAGACCAUGCCUCACCAUUGAGAUGCCAGAGGCGGCAGAGCAGUAUCGACCUCUUACAGCCUCAGUCAGCAUCCAUAACUCUCUAGAUGCUCCCAUGAAGGACUGCAUGAUUUCCAUCCUUGGAAGGGGGCUCAUUCACAGAGAGAGGACCUACAAAUUAGGUCCUGUACGGCCUGGAGACACCUUGUGCACCCAAUUCCGGUUCACACCUACGAAGGUGGGGCUCCAGCGGCUCACGGUGGAAAUGGACUGCAACACAUUCCAGAACCUAACCAACUACAGAAGUGUCACUGUGGUAGCCCCUGAACUUGCAGCUUAA